AUGAUCAAGAAAGCUAUUGAUUCUUCUAUUCCAGGCCCGAGGGGUAAUUUGCUUCGGUUUUUGCCUUUUACUGAAAAGGAUAUAAGGAAUUUACUCCAGUCGUUUAGGAAAUUAGAUCCAGAAGAAGAAAGCUUAGAUUUAUUGAGAAUGUGCAGAAACAUUAAGGAGAAAGAUCCUAAUUUUAAAUUUGAGUACACACUUGAUGCAAACAACCGUUUGGAAAACAUUGCUUGGUCCUAUGCCUCAUCAAUCCAAUUGUAUGAUAUAUUUGGUGAUGUCGUGGUGCUUGAUACAACACAUCGCCUCACUGCAUUUGACAUGCCGCUAGGGAUAUGGGUUGGAAUAAAUAAUUAUGGAAUGCCUUGCUUUUUUGGCUGUGUGCUUCUGCGGGAUGAAACUGUCAAGUCAUUUUCCUGGGCAGUGAAGGCUUUCUUAGGGUUUAUGAAUGGAAAGGCUCCACAGACUAUAUUGACUGACCAAAAUAUAUGUCUCAAAGAAGCACUAGCUGAAGAUAUGCCAACAACAAAACAUGCUUUCUGUAUAUGGAUGAUAGUAGCAAAGUUCCCAUCUUGGUUCAAUGCUGUUCUAGGGGAACGUUACAAUGAGUGGAAGGCUGAAUUUUAUAGACUUUAUAAUCUUGAGUCAGUGGAGGAUUUUGAACUAGGCUGGAGGGAAAUGGUUUGUUCUUUUGGGCUGCAUUCAAAUCGGCACAUGGUUAAUUUAUAUAGCUCUCGUUCACUUUGGGCAUUGCCAUUUUUGAGAAGCCAUUUUCUUGCGGGAAUGACUACAACAGGUCAGUCAAAGUCAAUCAAUGCUUUCAAUCAACGAUUUCUGAGUGCACAAACACGGGUGGCUCAUUUUGUUGAACAUGUAGCUGUUGCUGUGGAUUUUAAAGAUCAAACUGGAGAACAGCAAACCAUGCAGCAGAAUCUUCAAAAUGUUUGCCUCAAAACAGGAGCCCCAAUGGAAUCACAUGCUGUCACAGUCCUCACUCCUUUUGCCUUUUCAAAGCUUCAAGAACAACUUGUGUUGGCAGCACAUUAUGCAUCAUUUUCAAUUGAAGAUGGUUUUCUUGUGAGACACCACACAAAAACUGAAGGAGGUCGGAAAGUUUAUUGGUCCCCUCAGGAAGGAAUCAUAAGUUGCAGCUGCCACCAGUUUGAAUGCUCUGGAAUUCUAUGUAGGCAUUCUCUUAGAGUUCUUUCAACAGGAAAUUGCUUUCAGAUCCCAGAUAGAUAUCUUCCCAUUCGUUGGCGUCGUAUGAGCGUGCCCUCUUCUAAGCUUCUUCAAAAUGCAUCAAGUGAUCAUGCUGAAAGAGUUAAGUUAUUACAAAAUAUGGUUUCAUCUCUGAUUAAUGAAUCUGCUAAGUCUAAGGAACGAUUAGAUAUUGCAACAGAACAAGUUUCCAUCCUUCUUUCUCGCAUAAGAGAGCAACCAAUUUCAUUACAAGGGGUCAGAGAUAUGUCUUCCAUUAAUAGAACAUUCCGCCAAACUCCUCCCCUUCAAGUUCCAUGACUUCGACCUCUCCCUCCUUCGCAUCCUUCAACCACACCCUUUUUCCCUAAGAUGGAAAUCGAUUUCCAAUCUCCUCUGUUGACUUAGAUAUCGGUUUGAACAGUGGAAAUCGGUUACCAAUUGUUACUGGAAUUUCAACCAAAAAACUAAGUAAGAAUUGGUAAGAAGAAGUAAGUUUCCUACUGUCUUGCCUUUUUUCUCUGCAGAAUCAAGUCUACGGCUAGCUUUGUUGUGUUUAGAUUAUAAUCUUGCUAUCUUGUAUCUUUCUUUUAUUUAUUGCUAGUAUAAUAGGCUAUGUCUUUAUCUUGGUCUCAAUGCAUUGGCAUAGUUAAUUGGCCUCCAGCACUACAGAGCCACUACUGCUUGACUUUGUUAUGAUCUAGUUUGAAGAUCAUUUAACUGAACAAGAAAUAUGGUUGGCUAAAUAUUUAAGACCAACUAGCUAAGUAGGGAUUUCGGGUAAUAUGACUUAUGCAUAGUGAAUUAGUGAUGGUUGUUUGGAUGAGGGAUUGUUCUGAUUUAUGUUACCUUUAAAUGAAACUGAUAUUUUUUUGAGCAUGUCUUGAACAUUGAAGUGUGAUAUUUUUCUGGUUGGAUGGAGUAAAUAUUUUCAAUGUAAGAGAGGUGUGUGAUCAGAGCUCAAGGGUAGUUGGUUUCUGGGAAUUCUUUUCCAUGAUAUAUUGUAUUCUGUUAGAGUAUGCAAUAUACUUAGUCAUUACAAGCUGAUAAUUUAUGAUGUGAAUAGACUCUUAGUGGGUUAGUUUCUGUACUCAGGCUCUAAUUAAUUCUAUUUCUGUUAAAGAGCUCAACUUGUACAGGGAUUUAUAUACCCUCAUUCAAACAACUUAUAGAUAGGUAGUUAGUUCCUUACUGUCCUGUAUGACAUUCUGAAUAGUCCAAGCCAUUGAUUCAGAUCUCAUAGCAUUUAUAACAGAGAGAGAAUCUGAUUCAACAAUCAUGCUUAUUUGUUUCUUUGAAGGUUCAUGGAUUGGAGCUUAUUGCUUUAAAGUUUGCUGUUUUUUUUAUCCAACCUAGAGAAUAUUAAUACUACCAUGAAAUGAUCAUAACAUGAGAAGGAUAUACAAUAGUAAAAUAGGCUACCAAGCAUAUAUAGAUCCAAAUCCAUAUGAAAGGAAAUAAAUUAAGCAUGAUCUUUGUAUGAAACAUAUACAAAUUUGCUGGAAAACGAUAUAUUUAUAUAGUUCACACUUCACAGAACCAGCACAAAGAUCAUAAAAGGAAAAGAUAUAGAAUUAGAGAGGUGAAUAUGCAUGAAAGUUUAUUCAACUCACUGGAAGAUAUUGCAGGCAGCAAAUCAAUAUAGAGAUCUUUCUCCAAUUUUUGGAAAUGGCCAGCAGCUAUUAGCUAGAAACUCAAAGCUGAGAAAUGAGAAUGAUUGAUUGCAUGUGGUUAACCCUCCUGUUUUGUCUUUGGUGUUUUGUUCUCUGUUUCCUACUUGGAUGGGCUGUUUCCAAGCUAUUUCAUCUUCCCUUUUAAUAUAUCUUUAUCCUUUCAAAAAAAAAAAAGUGUAAAUCAUUAGUCAUUCAAGUACUGUUAUCUCUUGCAUUCAGUACAAAAUAUAGAGCAAGAGAUGCCUAGCAUCUGUUAACUUCUUUCUGCUGGUUUUUGCUAUAUAAAGUUGAUUGGUGUUUUAACUGAUGCAGCCCAUAUGACUGGACUUAUGCAGAGGCUGUGUUAAAAAGGCACCUUGGAGAAAAGAUUUUUAUUUAUGGGUUCAAAGUUGCUCACCUCCGCUGCUCUCCUAAUUUAUGCUUAUGGUGCUGGUGGCUUUCCUGCUUGGGGCAUUAAUUUGCUGAAUUGUUGCUGUUUUGCUGAAUUGUUGCUGUGUUGCUGUUUAACUAUUUUGUCCUAAUUUCAUGAGCUGCUGUUUAACUACAUUUAAAGAACUAGAAUUGCUGAAUUGUUCUAGUUCUUUUAGGCUAUUGUGUUUUUUUUUUGCUGGGACCUUGGAUGUUUAACUCACUUGAGAGAGUGUGUUCUCAAGAUCUCUUUUUAUUUUAAUAAAUUUUCAUUAAA
Messenger RNA from Lotus japonicus, 3552 nucleotides. RefSeq names its product protein FAR1-RELATED SEQUENCE 11-like. Bases 1 to 1515 code for a protein of 504 amino acids. NCBI's taxonomy places the organism in Eukaryota, Viridiplantae, Streptophyta, Magnoliopsida, Fabales, Fabaceae. The record is from RefSeq and is a predicted model, not a curated record. Gene Ontology annotation, biological process: regulation of DNA-templated transcription. Gene Ontology annotation, molecular function: zinc ion binding. The transcript has 5 exons.